Trypanosoma cruzi is the source of this 1410-nucleotide messenger RNA. RefSeq names its product metal-ion transporter, putative. Gene Ontology annotation, cellular component: plasma membrane. Gene Ontology annotation, biological process: zinc ion transmembrane transport. The coding region runs from base 1 to 1410 and encodes 469 amino acids. The record is from RefSeq and is a predicted model, not a curated record. The transcript has a single exon. NCBI's taxonomy places the organism in Eukaryota, Euglenozoa, Kinetoplastea, Trypanosomatida, Trypanosomatidae. Gene Ontology annotation, molecular function: zinc ion transmembrane transporter activity.
AUGCAAAGUGAGGUCGAGUUACUGCUGCGCUCUGGCGGUGCGGCAAAGGCGGACUACGACACCACCGGGCUGCGGCCCCAAGGUCUGUGUCCGACGCCGGUCGAACGCGCCGCCAUUGAAAAGGUUCUUAGCGCCACAGAAGAGCGGCGAAAGCGUGAGUCUAAAUUUUUGUACGGCGCUCUUAUAUUUUGUUUUGUGUUUAUGAUUGUGGAAUUUGCUUGCGGCGUCUUUGCCCACUCAUUGGCGCUCCUGACGGAUGCCUCGCAUCUGCUGAUUGAUGUGGGGGCAUACGCUUUGAGCAUCAUGAGCCUCAAGGCGGCAUCCAGGGCGUUGUGUGGGAAGUACAACUACGGCUGGCACCGCGCGGAGGUGAUUGGAACACUUGUUUCCGUCUUCUCUAUCUGGGCGCUGGUAGUGUGGAUCGUGAUUGAGGGCAUGACAAGGACCUGGAACGUCGUGUCCUGUAGCCGCAUGCCGGCAGCGGUAGCCGCCAUAACGCAGCAGCGUGGGGGCUCAGGCGGAGAAGUUGUGGCGGACGCCGUGCUGGCUUCCUCGAGGAGGUGCGAGGAGAUCAACUCGCCCAUCAUGAUGCUCAUCGGAGUGCUGGGGAUGUUGGUAAACAUUGUGUGUGCGGCCAUCCUUUACUGCGGUGGCUCGCACGGGCACAGCCACUUCGGGGGGCAUGGGCACAGCCACAGUCACGGGGAGGUGACGAAUUGUGAGAGCGAUUUGGAGAUUAGCAUUAACGGCCACACGAAAGAUCAUUCCGGUCAUCAUCAUACCAAUGAUGAUGAUGACUGUGGCCAUGGAAACAGUGAUGAAAAGGAGGGACAUGACUACGAUCACAACCAUGUCGAAAAGAAAAAGAGCAAAAAGGGCUUUGCCCUUCACGCCGCGCUGCUUCAUGCUUUGGGCGAUUGUGUGCAGUCCGCUGGGGUAAUAUUUGCGGGUGUGUUCAUUUACUUUGCCAAUAAGCAUGCCUUUGGUGUCCCUUCUUAUCAGUACUCUAUUUACAACAUUGCAGAUCCACUUUGCUCGUUGUUUUUUGCUGUUGUUACACUCAACAUGACAAGGCCACUUCUCGGUGAUCUUUUUGGUAUUCUCAUGGAGAGCACACCACCAGGUAUUGAUUACCUUGCCCUUAACCAAGCUUUACUGAGCAUUGAGGGCGUCGUCAGUGUACAUGAUCUCCAUAUAUGGUCUCUGUCUUCGGACUAUGUUGCACUUUCCGUCCAUCUUGUUGCAGACGACGCCGCAAAGGCAUUGCGUAAGGCGCAGUAUGUAUGUGAGGUCCUUUUUGGAAUUAGACAUACAACCAUUCAGGUGGAUGCGGUGGCAAAUGGGGCGGAUCUGUGCCAGGGAUCGUGCGCGAGCCCAAACUGCGGGAAGGAAUACCAGACGAUAACUUAG